AUGCAGCCUGGGGUGUUCGGUCAGCAAGUUAAAGUGGAGCCCGAGGUGACCUCUUACCCUGGGCAAACAGUCAACUUAAUUUGUACCUUCACAGACACUAAUAAGAUUCAGAUCACAAUGGUCACCUGGAUCUACGAGCCCAAGGAGGGGGAGCGGACAAACAUUGCCGUAUUACACCCCAGCUACGAUCCCAACUACCCCGAGUCGCCGCUCAAGGACAGGGUCAGCUUCAUGGAGAGCCCCCCCAACGUGGCCAGCCCUUCCAUCCAGAUCAGCAAUGUUCGCAUGACUGAUGAGGGGAAGUACAUCUGCGAGUUUGCGUCCUACCCCAGUGGACACAAGCAGGGAGUCACGCAACUGGUUAUGCUCACAAAACCCCAGAACUCUGCAUCUGCCUUAACUGUGGAAGCGGGCCCCAAACCUACGGCGGUGGCGCGCUGCGAAUCCCUCAAUGGCCGCCCCGCCGCACAGAUACGCUGGGUGACCACGGCCAAUGGCAACGCCACCACGACAUCCAAGCAGGGCCAGGACAACACUGUGUCUGUCACCAGCGAGUACCGUGUGGCUCCCACUGCGGCAGACAACGGCAAAGAUAUCAGUUGCAUUGUUUCUCAUCGGACGCAGACAUCGCCGGAAAGCUUCCAGAUGAAACUCAAAGUUCUAUACGCUCCCCAGGUGACAAUUGUGGGUUAUGACAAUAAUUGGUACGUAGGCCGUACAAAUGUGCUGCUCACCUGCCAGGCUGCUGGAAACCCAGUACCGACGACAGUCCUUUGGAAGUCUAUGACAGGAGCGAUGCCUGAUACGGUGCAAAUCAAAGACAACCAGCUGAAGGUACUGAAGGUGGACGAGGCCGUCAACACCACUUUUGUCUGCGAGGUCAAGAACCGCGUCGGGACCGGCAGGGACCAGGUCACUGCACUUGUCAGAGAGCCUACAGUGAAUCCGUCCAAUGCCGGCGUGGUGGCGGGGGCUGUGAUCGGCUCCCUGCUGGCUCUGCUUUUGGUGGCCGCGCUGGUCGCCGUGCUGGUCACUCGUAGCCGCCGCCAGCAACAGGGCUACCGCGCCAAAGGCGGCAGCGACUUGAAGGCGCGCAUAUUCGGUGGCGGCAAGACAGCCAACAAGAACGGCACGGGCGGCGUCGGCGGCAACAACAACGGCCCAAUAUAUGUGUACGACGAUGGCUCGGCCAACCAGGGGGAGAAAAACAACCACGGGCCCCUCACUAUCGGGGGCCGGCCCGAGGUAGUCGCCGGCACUCCCACAGCCCAGGACAUCCUACUUAGCAGCGAGCUAGACGACGCCGAGAGGCGGAAGUUCGACGAGCUGGAGGAGGAGGAGCGGUACGACCACUUCUCCGGUGUCGCCCCCAUCCUGCAGCUACGCCCACCCAACGAGCAGGAGGAAAUGAUCGGGGUAUACCUAGACGACGACAUGGAGUCCCAACGGGAUGGCUCGGUCAUCUCUCGGACUGCUGUUUACGUAUAA
This is a messenger RNA of Nerophis lumbriciformis (worm pipefish), 1488 nucleotides long. NCBI's taxonomy places the organism in Eukaryota, Metazoa, Chordata, Actinopteri, Syngnathiformes, Syngnathidae. The record is from RefSeq and is a predicted model, not a curated record.